UUCUUGCAAUUCUGAGUAAUAGCCCAGAGUGAAGAUGUCCUCCGCCACACGUCCAAACUGCAUCACGGUGUAGUCAGCUGAAAACACACCAACAAACAAUCACAACAGUGCAUCUGGAAACCUACCAACAAUCUGGCAAACCUACCAGUGACAACUGCCAUCUAGUGACAAUUUUACACAACUCAGAUCUUUUCUCCUACUCCGUGGUCACUGUGGCUCUUGCUGACAUUAAAAUGAUAGCUCAGAAAUGAAAACUCUAUCAUCAUUUACACAUCCUCGGGACAUUUGUCUACUGCUAUCAUACAUGGACAGUAAAUAAUCACUAAAUAUCGGUGCACUGCACAUAUGUAAUCAGUGCAAGAGUUGUCACUGCAUUCUGAAAUUAUGAAUGUACAUUCAACCAAAUUAAGCAUGCAAGUCAGUUACAAACUAACUAGUAGUUGCUAAUCCCUAAAUAUAAAAUGCAUGCUCUAAUUUAAGUAAGACUUCAUGCUGAGCAGGUGCAGCCACACUAUGUGAACAUUUCCUGGUUGUUAUUCACUGUAAUAUGACAUCCUUGAGGGAGGAGUUGAUAAAUCUUCUACGUAAACGAAAGUUAAGUAAAAGAAAUGAAAGGGUUGGGUGUGGUGGGGAAAGGUAAAGGAGGUUUCACAGCAUUUCCAGUAAGUAAGUAAAUGUACUGAGUUUUAGAAGUAAAGCAGCUAUUACUAUUACUACAAUUUCAGUUGAAACUUCUAUUGGCUGAGAACUGACUUCAGUCAUGGCGGACGCUCUGUCCUUCCUUGAAGAGGAUUUGACAUGCCUCAUCUGUUGUGAUAUCUUCACCGAUCCGGUCACUCUGAAAUGUAGCCACAGUUUGUGUGAGAAAUGCCUCCAGUGCUUCUGGACGACUCAGGACGUGCCGCAGUGUCCGGUCUGUCGGAAGGAAUGCUCUCACGACGAGCCCACCAAGAGCCUGGCGUUCAGAGCGCUCUGUGAGUCCUUCAAGAAGAGAAAACCCACAGCUGUUUCAGGAGACGUUUGUCCAGAACAUAAAGAGGCACUCAAACUCUUCUGCUUCGAGGACCAGCAGCCCAUCUGUGUGGUCUGUUACACAUCAAAGAAGCAUGAAAAUCACAAGUGUUCGCCUGUCGACGAGGCUGCUGGGAAUUUAAAGGACGAUCUCAAGACACAAAUGGACAGACUUCAGGCGACACUCGCUGACCUCAAGAAAGCUCAAGAGAACUGUGUGAAACAGGCUGAGCUCAUUAAGGAACACACUAGUAUGGAUGAAAACCAGAUCAAGGAGGAAUUUGAGAAGCUCCAUCAGUUUCUUAGAGAUGAGGAGGAGAAACACAUCAGAUCCUUGCAUAAAGAAAUUAAACUUCUAGAUGAGAAACUCAAGACCAGAAUGAAGGAGUUGUCCGCACAGAUAUCAGAUCUGUCUGAGAAUAUGGCAGCCGUCUGGCAAGAUAUGGAAGAAGAAAACAUCACAUUUCUCCAGAAUUACAGCGAUACAGUAAAAAGACUCCAACACCCAUCAGUACCAAACACAACCCCUGAACUACAGGAACAUCAACACUAUCCCAUUCAGACAAUGAUCUUCACCACCUGGGCCAGAAUGCAGAACCUUGUUGAACAGCCUCCUGUGACUCUGGAUCCAGACACAGCCUCCAAUAAACUGCUGGUGUCAGAGGAUUACACCAGUGUUGAGUACUUAGAAAUGAAAAUUAUUAUGUAUGAUAAUCCAGAAAGGCUGUAUGUGGGAGUGCUGGCCUCACAGGGCUUCAGCUCAGGUGUGCACUGCUGGGAUGUAGAGGUAAGAGACAAUGACCACUGGACACUGGGAGUGGUGGGGGAAACGGUGAACCGCAAAAGACUUUACAAAAUGGAUCCAAAGAGUCAUUUUUGGUGUUUACGUUACGUGAAUGGUACAUACAAGAAAGGAAAUAAACCUGUCAGUGAUAUUGAUAGCAAUGAAAGGCCAAAUAUCAUCCGACUGCAGCUGGACUAUGAUGAAGGAGAGCUGAUAUUCACUGAACCCUUAAGAAACAGAAUUUUGUGCACCUACACGGGUGGAUUUCCAGAGAGGGUGUUCCCAUAUUUCUGUACUGGAGAUGUAGACACACCACUUAAUGUUUUCCCGGCAAAUAAACAAAAACUGUGAACACCAACUAAUGUUUUUUUUUAAACACGUGUUUUGUGCACGUGCCAAGAUAAUAAUCAAAAGGAAUGACGUUCAUGCAGUGUGACUUGAAUGUGAACAUAAUUCUUGGGGCCGCUGUAUGUCAACUUAUAUGGCUAUGCGAUUAUUUAAUCAUGCAAUGUUUAAGUAUAUAGGGUGAUGUAUUAACGCAAAGUUUAAUGUGAUUAUCAAUGUAAAAAACAAUAAAGAAUAUUUGGUGUACCUAUGUGAUAUUAUUGAAGUGAAAUACGGUUCAGGGUCAUGUGCUCAACCUCGUCAGGUGGUGUUGAUGUUCCAGUGGAAUUCCUCCUGAUUGUAUUGUGGAGGAUGAUACACACCUGCAAUAUGAAGACAAUUAAACCAUGAGCUGUCAGAAAUGUGCCUACCUGAGGGUGUAUGUUGGCAUAAUCAGCUUCAUAUUCUCCAAGGCCUGCAGUUUGUGCAGCUUAUUUAUCCAAUGACUGUAAGGAAUCUUUUAAAACAUUAAAGCAUAUGUUA
Messenger RNA from Sinocyclocheilus rhinocerous, 2662 nucleotides. Its product is annotated as zinc-binding protein A33-like. Gene Ontology annotation, molecular function: zinc ion binding; protein binding. The transcript is spliced from 6 exons. The coding region runs from base 761 to 2146 and encodes 461 amino acids. NCBI's taxonomy places the organism in Eukaryota, Metazoa, Chordata, Actinopteri, Cypriniformes, Cyprinidae. The record is from RefSeq and is a predicted model, not a curated record.